Molecule: messenger RNA, 1617 nt
Organism: Trichomonas vaginalis G3
Lineage: Eukaryota; Parabasalia; Trichomonadida; Trichomonadidae
Product: glycoprotein 38 family
Exons: 1
Coding region: 1-1617 (538 amino acids)
Source: RefSeq, a predicted model, not a curated record
AUGUUUGCAUUUUUCUUGAACAAUAUUUGCUCAACAGAUAUAUCCAUUGAAGGAUGCAGUUAUAGUAACUCAAUCGAUGUAUAUCCGCCAUCAAAACUCAUUACAAAAACUGUUUCGAAAGGUACUAGUUUAUGCAUUAAAGGAGCAAUAUUAAUAAAAUCUGAUAAACCAUUUGUAGCUACAUAUAAAAUUACCAAGGAAGACUAUACACGAGUCAAAACGAUAGUUAAAACAGGAACAAAAGAAAAUCCAUUUUUCUUUGGAUCUUAUCUAAAUAUUCAGGAAAUGAAGAUAGAAGCAAAAGAUCCUUCCCAAGAUUUACAAAUAGAAAUUAUUGGAGUGGCACCGUCAGAAACGAGUAUGUUUUACACUUACGGCGUUUUUACGACAAUGAAAUCAUUCAAUAAGUUCAUUGCUAUAUCUCCAUUAAGAUCAUUACAACUAUAUACAUGGAGCCAAUAUCCACUAAGUUUCGAUGUAAACACGCAUACGAUUCAUAAAGAUUUCGAUAAUUACAGUAGGACAAAUUUUGAGAAUAGUUACCAAUGUUAUCUUGCUUUAAGCACUUAUGGUAGGGAAAUUACUGAGCCUGUUAAUAUUGCAUGGAAAGAAGAUAAAACAAAACAACCUAUUUCCGAUUUCAAAAAUCCAUUUGGAGAAGAUGUGUUCUACAUUCUUCCAGGUGGUGAUGCAUUCACUCUUGAAGAAGUUAUUAAAUUCACUGAGGAUAAUAAGAAUAUGUUCACAGAUGAAAUAAGUGAAAAGUAUAUGUAUCCAGAUGAUUGCAAGGCUCCAUUAGGUCUUUAUGAUCAUCCAUACUAUAAUAUAGCAAAUCUCAAAUCGGGUGAAUCAAUAUGCACAGAAGGAAGUUUUGUUUUCGCAUCAAGAGGAAAAUUCAAAGCUACUGUAUAUGACAGGACCAAUAAAAACGACAAAGGUAAGACUUAUGAAAACCCAUUUAGCGUAGGUGGAUCUCAGUACUUGAGUGUUAUUAAAUGCGAUGACUCUGUUAAAGAAUGUAGAGUUCAAUGUGUAACAAUUACAGAGCCAAUUCAUACUGAUUCUGUAACUAAUUAUUCAUUCUUUACAACAAAGAACGAAUUUGAAUUUGAUCAAAAAGUUUUAUAUACGAAAGAUAAAAUGGUAACAUUCGGUUUAACUGCAUAUACACCAGAAAGCAAGAAAAUUGAAGGAACAGGAAGCAAUAACCUCGGCCUCUCUCAGUACAAAGAUGUUUAUGGUGAUGAAGUCUUAAUGGCAACGCCUAAAAUGGAAAAAGGAAAAUAUGUUGACGAGUCAAAAUUCCAUAUUACUAUUGCGCGCGGAAAAUCAUCAAGUGAAUAUCAACCAUCAUAUUUUGAAAGCAAUCUUAUCUACGAAAUUCCACCUGGUGUCAAAACAGAGGAAGAAGUGAAGGCUCAUUCUGCAGAUAGCGACGUAACAUUUGUUAAAGAAAGCAAUGAAGACGAAGAGACUAAAUCGAACGGUCUUGGUGGGGGCGCAAUUGCAGGCAUCGUAAUUGGUGUGAUUGCCUUUAUUGUAAUUAUCUGCGUUCUUGUUUGGUUCUUCGUUUUUAGGAAGAAAUCGAGUGAAUCUGGAUCAGGAGAAAAAGUAUAA